Anopheles aquasalis is the source of this 813-nucleotide messenger RNA. Its product is annotated as transmembrane protein 60. Lineage: Eukaryota; Metazoa; Arthropoda; Insecta; Diptera; Culicidae. The record is from RefSeq and is a predicted model, not a curated record.
GAAUAAUUCGUCUGCCGAUUCAACACCUCCACCGCUUCUUAAUUCCAUCGAUCGCAUCGUGAAAUCCUAGCUAGCAGCGAUGGGCUUCGUACAGCGGGCACUAUUCACGUGGUUCAUCCUGGGAUUGUUUCUGGCGGUGCUGUGCUUCCGGCUGGAGAACCGCAUCUACUGGAACUGGUUCCUCGUCUUCAUCCCGCUGUGGCUGUACGAUGCGAUUCUGAUCACUUGGGCCGUGAUAGAGAUCGUGCAGCGGCAGCACGCGAACCGGCUGGUGCUGCUGCAGCACUACAAGUACUACGGGUUCGGGAUUUUGCUGAAAAUUCUGUCCCAGAUCGGCAUCUGCCUGAAGCUCGAGUACAAGUGGAUACCGAUGUACGCGAUGAUGAUACCGAUCUGGAUGCUGCUCGUCAUGCUGAUCGUGUUCGUCGGUACGCAUCUGCAGCCAAAACCGCGCCCCAUCGGUUCGAACCGCAGCAACCGGCAGUCGGCCGCCGUCUCUUCCUGAGGGUAUUUGAAACUUCGCGUUUGCGAGUUCGAACCAAUCGCCGAUGAGUGAGGAUGGCCGGGAUGCACAUCGUAUACUAUCAACGCGAUACGCGCGAUCCGCGCGAUCCGCGCGAUACCGCUCCUAUGGAAGGCGGUAUCCUUACGAAACUGUUACAUGAAUAGCUGACAACGCACGCUGCUUCAUAGCUGCUAGCGGAAAAGGGGUCAUGAUAGCAUGAUACAUGAUAGCUUACUUUAGGAAAAUCUAACUGUAAUAUUAUUGCCGUAAGCCGUAAGAAUUCCAAUAAAUAUCAAAAUUACAAAGAA